UCUGCACCACGACUUCUGCACCACGACUUUUACCGACUUCUGCACCACGACUUUUACCGACUUCUGCAUCACGACUUUUACCGACUUCUGCAUCACGACUUUUACCGACUUCUGCACCACGACUUUUACCGACUUCUGCAUCACGACUUCUGCACCACGAACCACCACGACUUCUGCACCACGACUUUGCACCACGACUUUUACCGACUUCUGCACCACGAUUUUUACCGACUUCUGCACCACGAUUUUUACCGACUUCUGCACCACGACUUUUACCGACUUCUGCACCACGAUUUUUACCGAAUUCUGCACCACGACUUUUACCGACUUCUGCACCACGAACGAAGAAAUCACACAUGAGUAGCCGGUUAAUCUUCUCUGUGGCCUUGAGAAAUAGUCGUAAUGGGGGCCAGAGACGUUUGAAAAUAUGGACCUAAUUCUUCUUUACA
Messenger RNA from Eriocheir sinensis (Chinese mitten crab), 449 nucleotides. RefSeq lists its product as uncharacterized. The record is from RefSeq and is a predicted model, not a curated record. The transcript is spliced from 2 exons. The annotation marks the transcript as partial. NCBI's taxonomy places the organism in Eukaryota, Metazoa, Arthropoda, Malacostraca, Decapoda, Varunidae.